AUGAUACUUUCAAUUAUCUUCAUCUCGAUUAUACUUAUUCUGAAUCUAGUCUGGUUGAAAUACCGUCGUAAGAUUCAGAAUAAAUUCACCAUACCAGGUUUAUCAGCAUCGAAUCCCGAACUUGGCAAUCUCGAUGACAUUGGACGAUCUGGCAGUUUGCAUGAAUUUCUAACUAAAUUACAUAAAAAGUUCGGGCCGAUUGCUUCGUUCUAUUGGGGUAAACAACGGGUUGUUAGUAUCGCAUCACCCGAAGCUUUUCACGAGACGCGUCGAUUAUUUGAUCGUCCAGUUUCAUUGUUCGCUCCAUUUGAACCCUUGAUUGGUGCUAACAGUAUUCAAUAUGCGAAUGGUGACAUUGGACGGUAUCGUCGGAAAAAUCAUUAUGAUGUUGCUUUGUCUCCCAUAGCACUUCGAGGACAUUUUUUUGACAUAUUUCAACGUGUUUUACGAGACAAAAUGGUUACAUGGCAAUCAAAUGAAGGAAAACCUUUAGCAUUACAUGCUGAAAUGUUGUCAAUGGCGAUUCGAUCGAUAACUUUAGCUGCUUUCGGAUCGACCAUAGUAUUCGGAGAUGAAAAGCGCAUUGAAGAAGCUUAUAAUACAUGUUGGCAUGAAAUGGAAAUGCGUAUUCAAGGUCAUAAGAUGGAUUCGAAGCGUGAAGUUCAAUUUAACGAAGCACGAAAUUAUUUUCUGGAAAAAGUUAAAGAAAUUAUAGCGGAAUGUCGUCAACAAUCAGGUGAUAAAGAGAAAUGUUUCAUUGAUUACUUGCUUGCCGACGAAGAACAUGUACUUAGUGAGGAACAUAUCUGUGAUGAAGUUAUUACUAUGUUCGUUGGUGGAUUUCAUACGACUGGAAAUUUACUGACUUGGAUUUUAUAUUACUUGGCCGAAAAUCAAAGUGUACAACAACGUCUUUAUGAAGAACUUGUAGAAACUUAUGAAGCAGAGUUUCCAUCAUUUGAACAAAUUGAUCAAAUGACGUAUUUGACUAAUAUAAUUAACGAAUCAUUACGUUUAUCCGUUCUAGCACCGUGGGCUGCACGAGUUUCACCCAAUGAAGAAGUUAUUGUAUGCGGACAGAUUAUACCUGCUGGUACACCAAUCAUUCAAGCACUUGGUGUUGUUUUAAAAGAUGAAAAGAUUUGGACGGACCCGUCAGUAUUCAAUCCUGAUCGAUUUAACGAUGCCAAUAAGAAGAAAAUUUCUUCGUUAGCUUUUGCACCAUUCGGAUUUGCUGGUAAACGUAUCUGCCCUGGCUAUCGAUUCGCUCAAUAUGAAGCCAGUUUAUUUAUCGCUGGUAUCAUCCGAACCUACAAAGUGACUCUAGCUAACCCAACAAGUCCCGUUAUCCCAGUACAUGGUUUAGUCACUACUCCUAAAGACGAAACUUUCAUAGUAUUCACUCAAAGAAAUGGACUGAAAUGA
Molecule: messenger RNA, 1425 nt
Organism: Adineta ricciae
Lineage: Eukaryota; Metazoa; Rotifera; Eurotatoria; Adinetida; Adinetidae
Source: the annotation of a GenBank genome assembly